Messenger RNA from Tetrahymena thermophila SB210, 210 nucleotides. RefSeq lists its product as hypothetical. NCBI's taxonomy places the organism in Eukaryota, Ciliophora, Oligohymenophorea, Hymenostomatida, Tetrahymenidae. The transcript has a single exon. The record is from RefSeq and is a predicted model, not a curated record.
AUGUAAGACUCAAAAAUUAAUUAAUUUUAAAAUAAAAAUACAUUUGAAAAACAUAGCUUAAUGGUGGAAGACUUUAUGCUAUCCCUAUUUUUUUACUUUACAAUCAUCAACAAGAAUGAAGUGCUUUAUGCUAAGUGUGGCAUUGAAAAUUACUAAGCAGAGUUGAAAUAUUUAUGUAGCAUGAAAUCACUUAUCUUCACGAUUAGGUGA